UGCACUCGAUGCAGUGCAAGCAAUCGUUGGAAACCGUUCUUGUCCUGCAGACCGCAACCAACCAACCUCUAUUGAGCCAACACGCGGCGCACACCGUCGACUACGAUAGAAUGAAAGUCCAGCGGAAGUCGAUUCAUCGAUGACGUCAUUGACAUAUUUUCAGCACAGGACAACGGUCCCCAACCUUUUUUGUUUCACGCGAAGACAUAUUUCGAAGGACAGGCCUCACUGCGAUCAGAAUGGCCCAAGCUAGCCGGGCUAGCCGCUAUUCUCAUCCACCGUCAGCUUAUUUCCGCACUCUCAGACUCGCGCAGACGUAUGAAGACCGUGUCGCCUCGUUGGCCAAACAUUUCGCUCCGUUACAGUCUGGCGACGGGUGUAUAAAAAAAAAUCCUCUGUAAAGUGGCAGAUUGGAAAAAGAGAUUCCAAAAAAACAGAUUAGCGAUAAAUUGAUUGAAACUGUCAAACGUCGACGCGCGAUAGUAAAGUCGACUAAUCGUUUCAAUGGCUACGGCACGCCACCAAAGAAAAAUGUCACAAAAACGAGGAAUACUGUGACAAUUGACGCCGUGAAAUGUGGCCCGUUUUAUUGAACACAAAGAUUUACUCCAAGGGAAGCAAUCAUUUAUUCUGAUGCAUAAAAUGGCGGAUGGACAGGUGGAUGCACAGGUUAACUCUCGGACCUUCUGCCAUUUAAUUGCUCUGCGUGUCACAAUAUGUCGUCGGCAUAGACGGACGAACAAAGGCCGCGUUUGAAAUGUGUUUUCAGGGGAAAAAAAACGGGAUCAUUUCCGACGCCACCGCUGAUGAUCUCUUCCGGGAAUCACUGCUACACGUUCACACGCCAGGUUUGCUUUGAAACAAGUGGGGGGAAAACACAAACAACCCCGUGCACGAAGACCUUCUUCACAUACUGAAUUUUGUGUGUCUCUCUAAAUUAGCCAUUCGUAUAAAAACACAUUUCUUAAAAACAAAAGAGGCGACGAAGGCAGCCGAUGUGGCUCAAAUAAAACAAAGUUGAACAGUUCGUGUGGAGAGACGAAAAAUCUUGCUCGGUGAAAACUGAUCAUUCAUUUGAGGCGAACCCAUAAAAACAAGGUCAGCACAACUUCUGCUCGUUGAAUAUGAAUGCAGAAAAAUCACCAAAUGUUUGGGAACAAAGCACGUUUGCGUGCAGAGGUUUGACUGCAUUUGUGAAUACGAGAUGAUAUCUUACAAAUGCCAAUCAACAUUAAGAAUCGGACAGUUAAGGACGUAAGCGACGCUCGCGUCGAGCGCGUGUGCGUGUGAGUGUGCGUGUUAAGGCAACGGGAGGGGGUGAUAUGCAGCAGCCUCCCGGUUGGCGCGGUCUUGCACACAGCAGCAGCAUCGCUACGAGGCGCAGCAUCAUCGGCGCCAUCGUCAGCAGCCCAGACGUUCGCUUUGGAAUACCGGGAAGGUUCCGUCAUCACCCGUCGCUGCCGCCCGCCGCUUCCCGACACACACGCAUGCGCGCACGGACGCUCCCCGCACGGAAAGGAUGGCACGGGCCGAGCGACAGCCGCGGCCGAGUCGCCAGCACCGAGCACCGCUCCGUCCCAGUGCAGGCGGCGCGGCCCGGACGAGCUGAUCCCGCGGAAAGCGAGAGGUAGAGGGAGGGCGGGGAGGAGGAGGACGCCGGGAGGACAGACGCACACGGGACUAAUUUGGGGGCUUUUCAUCCCUCCCGCAAACAGAGCGUCCAAAUGAAUCCCAUGACUCAGCUCUACUACAAGAAGGCGACGUACUCACCGUACCGCGACCGCAUCCCGCUGCAGAUCGUGCGGGCCGAGGUGGAGUUGUCGGCGGAGGAACGCGGCUACCUCACGGCGGUGGAGAAGGGCGACUACGCGGGCGUCAAACAUGCGCUCCGCGAGGCGGAGGUCUACUACAACAUGGACGUCAACUGUCUGGACCCGCUGGGCCGCAGCGCGCUGCUCAUCGCUAUCGAGAACGAGAACCUGGAGAUCAUGGAGCUCCUGCUGGACCACGGCAUUCACACGGGCGACGCCCUGCUCUACGCCAUCAGGAAGGAGGUGGUGGGCGCUGUGGAGCUGCUGCUGUCGCACCGGCGGCCCAGCGGCGAGAAACAGGUUCCCUCGCUGAUGAUGGACAGCCAGUUUUCAGAGUUCACCCCCGACAUAACUCCCAUCAUGCUCGCUGCUCACACCAACAACUACGAGAUCAUCAAGCUGCUAGUGCAGAGGAAGGUCACCAUUCCUAGGCCGCACCAGAUCCGAUGCGACUGCGUGGAGUGCGUCUCCAGUUCAGAGGUGGACAGCCUGCGGCACUCGCGCUCUCGACUGAACAUCUACAAGGCCUUGGCGUCGCCCUCGCUCAUCGCGCUGUCCAGCGAGGAUCCGAUUCUGACGGCCUUCAGACUGGGCUGGGAACUGAAAGAACUCAGCAAGGUGGAGAACGAGUUCCGUCAGGAGUACGAGGAGCUGUCGCAGCAGUGCAAACGUUUUGCCAAAGAUCUCCUGGACCAGGCUAGGAGUUCCAGAGAGCUGGAGACCAUCCUGAACCACCGCGACAACGACCAGAGCGAGGAGCUGGACCCGCGACAGUGCCACGACCUGGCCAAGCUCAAACUGGCCAUCAAAUACCACCAAAAAGAGUUUGUGGCGCAGCCAAACUGCCAGCAGCUGCUGGCCACCCUGUGGUACGACGGCUUCCCGGGCUGGCGGCGGCGCCACUGGGUGGUCAAGCUGGUCACCUGCUUCAUCAUCGGACUCCUGUUUCCCAUCUUCUCAUUGAUCUACCUGCUGGCUCCCAAAGGCGCGCUGGGACGCUUCAUCAAGAAGCCCUUCAUCAAGUUCAUCUGUCACACGGCGUCCUAUCUGACCUUCCUCUUCCUGCUCUUGCUGGCCUCGCAGCACAUCGCCCGCACCAACCUGCACAUGCAGGGGCCGCCGCCCACCAUCGUGGAGUGGAUGAUUCUGCCGUGGGUGCUGGGAUUCAUCUGGGCAGAGAUAAAGGAAAUGUGGGACGGGGGGUUCACAGAGUACAUCCACGACUGGUGGAACCUGAUGGACUUCGCCAUGAACUCCCUCUACCUGGCCACCAUUUCCCUGAAGAUAGUGGCCUACGUUAAGUACAACUCGUCUCGGCCCAGGGAGGAGUGGGAGAUGUGGCACCCGACGCUAAUAGCCGAGGCUCUGUUCGCCAUCGCCAACAUCUUCAGCUCGCUGAGACUCAUCUCGCUCUUCACUGCCAACUCGCACCUCGGGCCCUUGCAGAUCUCGCUGGGGAGGAUGCUGCUUGACAUCCUCAAGUUCCUCUUCAUCUACUGCCUGGUGCUGCUUGCGUUCGCCAACGGCCUGAACCAGCUGUACUUCUACUAUGAGACCACGGCCUCAGAGGAGCCCAACAACUGCAAGGGCAUCCGCUGCGAACGGCAGAACAACGCGUUCUCAACGCUCUUUGAGACUCUGCAGUCGCUCUUCUGGUCAAUAUUUGGUCUGCUCAACCUCUACGUCACCAACGUGAAGGCUCGCCACGAGUUUACAGAGUUCGUGGGAGCCACCAUGUUCGGGACAUACAAUGUGAUCUCGCUAGUGGUGCUCCUCAACAUGCUCAUCGCCAUGAUGAACAACUCGUACCAGCUCAUUGCUGACCACGCCGACAUCGAGUGGAAGUUCGCUCGCACCAAGCUGUGGAUGAGCUACUUUGACGAGGGAGGAACACUUCCGCCUCCUUUCAACAUCGUUCCCAGCCCCAAGUCCAUCUGGUACCUGCUCAUGUGGCUCCACAACAAGUUGUGUGGCCGAGGCCAGCCGCCCGGGGUGGACCCGCACAAGUGCGAGAACCUGCGAGAGUUCACGGAGCGUCACGCCGACAGUCUGAUACAGAACCAGCAUUACCAGGAAGUGAUCCGGAACCUGGUGAAGAGGUACGUUGCCGCCAUGAUCCGCAGCGCCAAGACGGACGAGGGCCUGACGGAGGAGAACUUUAAGGAGCUGAAGCAGGACAUCUCCAGUUUCCGCUACGAGGUCCUGGAUCUCCUUGGCAACCGGCGUCCUCCUCGUCGACACUACUCCUCCUCCAGCGACAUGGCGCGAGACGACGGGGGCGUGGCCUCGGAGGACGACAGUGAGCCGUGCGACACCGUCCAGAGGUCGAAGGGCGUGACCUUCACUGUGCCACUGGAGGUGGACGACAGCCGGCCGGCACCCACGCUCGGCGUCUCCGCCUUGGUGCGCUCCAUUUCCGGGCUGAGCCGGGUGGAGCAAGAGGGCGAGGCGGGGGAGGAGCAAGGCGUGGGCUGGGGGGGGGAGGGGGAAGAGAAACCAAAGAGCAACGGGCUGAAGACUGCAACGGUCCCGCUUUCCGCCACCAGUGCCCUGCCCUCGUCCUCCUCCUCGUCUUCGUCGUUCUCCUCCUCGCUCUCCACCUCGCUGGCUCGCACCAAAAGCCGCCUGCAGCGUCUGUCGGCGCCGGCGGCCAACACCGACUCCUUCAAGCGCCUCUCCUUCCUCUUCUCCCGCUCCAAACGCUCACCCCUGCCCCUCCAAUCCCCGCCCUCCUACACCAUCUCCGACGGGCUGCUUCUCCCGCAGGGGGGUCACUCGGACUUGGGACUGGGCCGUGUGACCAAAAGCGAGACCCGUCUGAAUGAGGUGGGCCUCUCGGUGGACGCCAACAGCUCCUCCUUCUCGCCGCGGAGAACAAACGGACGCGACGCGCUCCUGACGCUCCCUCCCCCUGCCCCUUGUCCGUGCCAGUCGCUGCACUGUGCGUCCAACAUGUCAGAGUCCAGCGCACGGCUCCUGGACUCCAGCGAAGACCUUUUCCAGGGCGGUGGCGUGGAGGCGGCGGGUGGCGGCGGGGUGGUGAUGAUGAUGGGCGGGUGGGUUGGACCCUGUGAUGAUGUCAUCGAGGACAGCUGCGAGGUCAUCGAGGACUCUGUCAGCACGCAACUAUAGAACCACGUUUAGCCGGCCCGACUUUUUGGUCGCUUCAACACAUUGCACAGGGAUGAAGUCCGACACCCGAGGCUGGAUUUACACUGCGGGUCGAAGUGCCCAGUUCUUUCUAUUUACCAGUGACACACAUCCUAUAUCACUGUGUUUACAUAUAUUGAACUCAUGAAACAAUCCGCAUGCGCACACUUCUUGACUUGCACGUUCACGCCUACGCUAGCGUCAAUGGCACACCUCAAAUGUACAGUACAUAUUUACACCAUAUUCCAUGUUCUAUACAGCUCUAAUGUACGCCAUAUUUAAUCUAUUCUUUUGCUGUUGUU
Phyllopteryx taeniolatus (common seadragon) is the source of this 5263-nucleotide messenger RNA. RefSeq names its product transient receptor potential cation channel, subfamily C, member 5a (gene trpc5a). The transcript is spliced from 17 exons. The coding region runs from base 1725 to 4943 and encodes 1072 amino acids. Gene Ontology annotation, molecular function: store-operated calcium channel activity; protein binding; inositol 1,4,5 trisphosphate binding. Gene Ontology annotation, biological process: calcium ion transmembrane transport; manganese ion transport; regulation of cytosolic calcium ion concentration. Gene Ontology annotation, cellular component: membrane; cation channel complex. NCBI's taxonomy places the organism in Eukaryota, Metazoa, Chordata, Actinopteri, Syngnathiformes, Syngnathidae. The record is from RefSeq and is a predicted model, not a curated record.